UUAACAUUUUUAUUCAGCAAACAAGAUACAUCGUUGUAAUAUGUAUAUUAAAUUCUGCCCGGAAAAGGCAAAGAACAGUGUAAAGAAACGACACGAAGAAAGUACAGGCGAGAAAGGGUUGAAAACAUCAGAAGUUGAACGGGUGGGGGGCAAGAAUAUGUUAAUUUUCGGUCUGAACGCAGCAAUGACUCGUGAUCAGGCAGUCAGCGCCUCUUUCAGUGCGGGCCCCUCGUGAUGGACAGAUGCCUAGCCCAAUCAGAGCGGGACUCUCGUUAUAUAUACCGGUGAAGGGGUUCUUCCUUGCUACAUCAGUCAGUCAGUCACCGGAGGUUGGUAUGGCUCGCACGAAGCAGACAGCUCGCAAGUCCACCGGCGGGAAGGCCCCGCGCAAGCAGCUGGCCACCAAGGCGGCCCGCAAGAGCGCGCCGGCCACCGGCGGCGUGAAGAAGCCGCACCGCUACCGGCCCGGCACCGUGGCGCUGCGCGAGAUCCGGCGCUACCAGAAGUCCACGGAGCUGCUGAUCCGCAAGCUGCCGUUCCAGCGGCUGGUGCGCGAGAUCGCGCAGGACUUCAAGACGGACCUGCGCUUCCAGAGCUCGGCCGUGAUGGCGCUGCAGGAGGCGUGCGAGGCGUACCUGGUGGGGCUGUUCGAGGACACCAACCUGUGCGCCAUCCACGCCAAGCGCGUCACCAUCAUGCCCAAGGACAUCCAGCUGGCGCGCCGCAUCCGUGGAGAAAGGGCGUGAAAUCACGGCCACCCAUUCGUCCCCAAAGGCUCUUUUCAGAGCCACCCACAGUUUCACUUAAAGAGUUGUAGUUUUAUUAUACCUUUCAAAUACUGGAAUGGAACCAGGGGAUUGAUUAGUUCUUGAGAAAAAAGUGCGGGUACGUAACUUAGAUGUUUUUUGCACUAAGCAUUUACAUGGUAGUUUUCUCGGUGUAUCUUGAUCAGUGGGAUUUAACAAAGUGAAAUAUGACCAUUCAGCACAUGGACAAAACUAGGAUUUUUAUAGUUUUAUUGAGGCCAAAACUAAGAAUAAGGUGUGCAGGAGAAGUUAGAACUCAAAUUCCUCCUGAAAAGGACAGUUACGCAGUUCUUGCACGAAUUUCAAAUUCAGAUUUUACGAAGAGGACAUUGAGGUUGAGGGUAGUAAGGUGGGAUUUGAUUGGAAAUUAACGUGCUCUAUUGGGAGGGUGUCUGAAAGGGGCCAUUUCAAGGGUUCCUUAACCUAGAUGACGGACAAUAGGGCUUGCUUGCUUAAAAAGCUGAGUGAAAACAUCAUCAAAGUAUCUUUAAUUAAAAAAUUUUGUAGAUUUGUAUGCUAGCUUGGACUGACUAAACCAUGUGGAGGAAGUCACGUAGCUCCUUAUUAAACAAAUUGUUUGCUGUGGGGUCUGUUAGACUGCUGGAAAAAGAAAUCACCAAAACUAAUAGCACACAAUGAGUAAGAGUAACAAGGUCUAGUUUCCACCCCUGCACGUCAAGGUAAAACCUGGUGAUGUGCAUCAAGAUGCUUUUCAGCCCACAAAGCAAACAAAGUGAACCCAAGGGCCCCGACUUAAUGUAUGAUUUUGAUUUAAUAUGUAGCCCCAGCCCUCUUUCAGUUUCUUCCCAGCAUGCCCUGUAAGCCUUGGCCCUUUCUCUUACUAGUCAUUAACCCCCUGACGGCAGCCAGGAACAAUCAAUAACCAAGCAUUGACUAAGGGUCACAGGUAUGGGUUUCUGUUAAGUUCAAGAUACCCUCAUGGCCUAAGUUGUGUUUUUGCUCCUGAGCCGGAAAGCACAAUGAACUCCUGGCCUCAUGAAGCCAAGCUGGACUGGAAGCUGAUCUCCAUACCUGACAUUAUUUACUGCCCUUCCCUCACUCUUGACCAAUCAGCAAGCCCCUUGCUCAUGAUAACGUGAUUUUUUUGCUCUAAAAAUGCCAUCUAAACCAUGGGGGAGUUCCAGCUUUUCCACCUCAAGCUGCCCGUUCUCCAUUGUGUAGCGCUGCACAAUUAGUGCCUCUUUCUGUCACUGCACCUUGGUGUCAGCAGAACUUGCCAUCUGCAGCGCUGAUGGGCCAGUUCUUUACAAAGGCAGAGAGAGAAGCCUUUUUUUACUCAUUAGUUACGUGGCUGGGUGUGACGACCCCCCAUGACCUGCCAGUUAGGAAUUUGUGAUUUAUACAGCACCACAGCACCCCUUUUUCAUCCAAAAAGUGUAGGCAGCUGUAGAGCUUCUCUCUUUACCUAUGCCCCUUUUAAUAAAUGCACAAAUAUCAACUUAAGUAUUUAUUUUUAAUUUUACAAAUAUAAAAAGAUAACUGAUGGAGUAGAUCAAGGUUUCCUGAGGCCUAAAGCUUUUAUACAACUUGGUGACUCCUACAAACUACAAUACAAAAUUACAGAUAUAAAACUAGAUAGUGAAUAUUAACUUAACAACGGGAAAAGAAGUCAACAGUGGGUGAAAAAGGGGCUCUAUGAAAAGUAACCUCACAGGGUGAUCUGACCACCAACCCCUAACCGGGCAGGUCAUAGUAGGUCGUCAGGCCCCAGGCCCAUAACUUUGUAGUAAAAGGUUAUCUUGGCCUUAAGGCAGCCCCAUCCAUUAUCCAUGUAUUGGGUUGUCGGAAAAAUUCAUGACACAUUUUUGCAAUGAAACACAGAGAAAAAAAUACAUCAUGACUUUUCUAACAACCCAAUACAUCUAGGCUCACACACCCCUGAAAUGCUUCUUUUCAGGCCCCUCCUUCUAAAGUGUGACCACCCUCAAGAGAGCACAUAGUAACUACCCUGCAAUCUAGUCCCUCCCUGCCUUGCUUGCUCCCACCUCCCAUGCUAUCUUCCUAACACCCCCUCAAUUUAAAUUACACCAAGAAACUGCAAAACUGUCAUUCUCGGGAGCACUUGAGAUCUUGCUCCCCAGCAAUGCCGUCAGUUUGGCUGAAACAUAUUUAAAAAUUCUCUACCAGUUUAGACGUUAAUUAUUUAUAUGUUCACUCUACUCCUUUUAUCCACCAGACUUGGUUUCUUCUACAUAGCAUCCAAGAAGGCAGCUCCCAGGCCCUCACAUCAUGUCUCUUGAGGUUCAAUACCUCAAAUGUCCAGUUUUGGACAGAAAUGUUUUGAUUCCUUCAAAUUGGCCCAAUGAUCUCUGGACCAAUCAACCAUCCUUUAAAGUCACACAUUGUCCCUUCCAAUGUUUUAGGCCACAGAAAACAGUAAUAUUUAAGACACAUUGGCAUUUAAGCCUUAAACCAAAAAAAUGAGGUUAGAGAAACCAGGAUACUUGAGGGCAGAGGGCGUUCUAGAGUUCCAUCAUCUGUAUGUAGCCAUGAGCCACAUAUGGUUAACAGAGCUCUUGAAAUGGGCUAGUAGGAGCUGAGGUGUGAUGUGUGUGUGCAAAAUACCGAUGCCAAACGCAUAGUAUGAGAAAUAAAAAAGAAUGGGAACUGUCUUAUACAUCAUUUUACAUUGGUUUUGUGUUGAAUGCUAUUUCAGACAUACUGGCUUAAAUAAAUUGUAUUAUUAAAAUUGAUUCCACCUGUUUCUUUGCCCCUUGUUCAUGUGGCUCUAGAAAGCAAUGUUCUGGCUCUUUCAGUAACUGUGCACCUUCUGUGUACUUUAUGGGGUGCUGGCCCUCAAGGAAAAAGAUCAGGUUGCCAUUUCCGACAGCAACAAAGAUAAACUCUGGGAAUAAAGGUGAAAAGAAAUAUGAAGAGGUAUUUGGAGAAAAGUACAAAAUAUUUGAACAAGUAGAAAACCUCAAACAUUCUUGAAUAGAAAACUUACCUCCCCAGAUGUGUUUAUAAGAACACAAUACCAAGAGGGGGUUUUAUGUGUAAUGAGGGGGUGAAUGGGUCGGAGGGGGAGCACCUUAAUGUACACAUGGAAAAAUGAAAUAAUCAAACAAAAAAUACAAUAACCAGAACAUCCUGAAAAAUAGUAAUGAGAGGGAAUUAGCUGAAAAUAGAACAACCAGGCAAUUCUGAAAAGAGUCAUGAGAACUAGCCUAUCAGCUAUUAAAGUCAAAACAUCUCCAUUUAUUUACUGCACAAUUAUUGUUUGAGUACCUACUCUGGGUUAUGUAUUCCUCUCAGCAUUGAAGACAGCUCUGUGAAGGAGACUUAAACCAGUGUGAUCUCACCUUGGGAGUGGCCAGAAAGAUCAAAGGAAUACAACAGAAGACCAAGAACUGUCCUGGAAUUUAGACUAUGAUAAAGGUGGCAUCUCAAGUGGGGGUGGGGUGGCUAGGGGAGAGGCGAGCAGAAAUGGAAGUUAAUAAGUGGCCUUUGGGAAAAAACAUCCAUAUAUAAAAAGUAUCCCUCUCCAUAACCUUCCACUAAAAUACAGAGGGCUCAGUUCUUGUAAAUGUCAAAUCAACACCACAAAAUUACUGGAAGAAACCAUGGGAGAACUAUCCUCCUUCGUGUGUGUUUCCUCGCAAGGAAAGGAUGGUUUUUCUAUCCACGAUUAUAAAGAAAAUGAAGAUUAAACAACCUCAGUCCGGUAGGGAGGGGUGGGGCGAGAUGAACACAAUGGUCCCUAGCACUAAUGCAGCGGGAAUCAACUCACACCAGCUCCCGCCUUGCAGCAAUAGGUGAAGAACUGAGCGGCAGGCCCCCAAAAGACCGUCCCUAGAACUUGAGAAAAACAUGUGUC
Hipposideros armiger (great roundleaf bat) is the source of this 4644-nucleotide messenger RNA. Its product is annotated as histone H3.1-like. Gene Ontology annotation, cellular component: nucleosome. The coding region runs from base 243 to 746 and encodes 167 amino acids. The transcript has a single exon. The record is from RefSeq and is a predicted model, not a curated record. Gene Ontology annotation, molecular function: protein heterodimerization activity; DNA binding; structural constituent of chromatin. Lineage: Eukaryota; Metazoa; Chordata; Mammalia; Chiroptera; Hipposideridae.